GAAAAAUCGAUGUCCGAACCUCGUAGGUAUCCAUACAGCAGAACACCCCCCGUGAACAUACACAAAGAGGCGUAUGUAGACGGCGAAACACGCGAUGUGUCUAUUAUAAAUGAGCGCGGUGCACCGCGGCCUGGUGUGGUUUGCGGCGUCGUCGGCGGCGGCUAGUGUGAUGGGCGGUGAAACGUAGGGCACGCGUCGUCGUGUUUUCUGUGUGCGUGUGCUGCUGCGGACGGCGGCGGCGGCGGAUUGGCAGACGUUUGCGCGGUUAAGUCGGGUCGACGAUGAAUGAUAAUAUAAUAUUUUACAAUAAUAUUGCGCGAACGGCGCGGCGUGCGGGUGUAACGUAUACGCGUGUACGUUUGCCGCACAUGUCGAUAGCCCGCCGCAGUCGCGGGACAUGCGGCCAUGGGAUGCGGACACUCGGAUCGCAAGUCGUCCGGUUCGCGGACAACGGCGUCUGCGUCAUCGUCGCCGGACCGUCGGGAUGUCGUCGGUGCAUGGUGCGGCGGCCGGGUCGCGCGCGGUGGCGACAACCGGCACGCCGAUGACGCGUUCGCGCACUACAACAAUUACGGCGCCGCGGGAUUUCACGCCGGGUUUCCCGUCCACCGUAUUACCAAAGUGACGCAGGUUGAACAGGUGGAUGUUUGUGAAGAACAAAAUAAUAAAAUAUCUAUACAUGAUGAUUAUAACAAUUCUCAAGGGUUCCCAGAAGUAUUGACAAUUAAUGGUAGUUGGAUAUAUGGCUUAAAUGCAGGAGGAUCAAGGAAUAAUUUAGACAUGUUUGAAACAAAUCCUCAAUAUUUGCUCAAAUUUCCUACAGGAAUCUUAGAAGAAAAUUUAUUUGUUACAAUAAAAAUAAUAUUAAAAAUAAAACGAAAACACAAAAAAAAUCCAUUACACAUUGCAUUUUUUUUAUUCAAAAAUGAUUGUGAACAAAAAGAAACAUUAGGAGCUGAAUAUUUUUUGUGUACUGAACCAGAAGGUAGUUCAGGAGUUUUCAAAGCAAAACAAAUGAUUUCAGAAACAUUUAUAGUGUCUACAUUGAGAAGCUAUGUUAUAGUACCAGCUACUUUCAAACCAUUCCAACAAGGUGAAUUUGUGAUCAAAGUAAUGGUUGACCGAAAAAUUGAUUCCGAAUUAAAAAAAUUGAUACCGCCAACAAGACCAUCUGUUGGAAAUAUUCACAUACAAUAA
Molecule: messenger RNA, 1197 nt
Organism: Rhopalosiphum maidis (corn leaf aphid)
Lineage: Eukaryota; Metazoa; Arthropoda; Insecta; Hemiptera; Aphididae
Product: calpain-3-like
Exons: 5
Coding region: 406-1197 (263 amino acids)
Biological process (GO): proteolysis
Cellular component (GO): cytoplasm
Molecular function (GO): calcium-dependent cysteine-type endopeptidase activity
Source: RefSeq, a predicted model, not a curated record